GGGUUACAUUUCGGGCUGUAUGCAAGCGACAAGCGGUGCCGUAGCGAAACCUUGCCCAGCUCAGACAAGAAAACCGGACUAGUGACACUAUGGAAGACAGAAAAACAUUGGAUUCAGAAAGUAAAACAACAGAAGUUACUUCUACUUCUACUGAUAUUUACCUCCUGACUGAAGAAAAAUUUGAUUUUGACCUUUCACUGUCUCCCACAAGCGAAAAUGAAGAUGAAGUUUUUGUUGGACCAGUGGGACAUAAAGAAAAAUGUAUUGCUGUGCGCCUUGAAUCCCAUGAAGAGAGUCAAAAGAAAAUUCAAUCUCUGACAUAUGAUCCAACCUGGAGCCCUCCUGCAGGAGAUAAAUUUGUGGAAAUAUUUAAAGAAGCGCACUUGCUAGCUUUCCAGCUUAAAAGUGGAAACAAAACAGAAAAAAAUAACACUAUUCAUCUGAGGGGGGAAAAGACAGAGGGCGUUGACAAGUUUGUGAAAGAAUCAAAGUCAAAACUGAAAAUCCUUGAAAAAGAAAUAGUGACAGAUAAAACACCAACAACCACUAGAAGAGAGACAUACUGUAUAUGGGAAAGCCCGAGCAGUCAACUGCUGCCUUCACUUCAGAAGCGUUUAGGGCAACCUGUUACAAUAAGGGAGGGUCCACGUUCUCCCCGAGUGUCUCUGAACACACCAAGUCCUGCUAAAACAAAUAAGCUACCUAAAAUGCACACUGUAUCCUCAGCCCAUGCAAAGAAUGACACAAACCUUAAAACAAGAAGCAAAUUUCAGACUGUAAAAACAUCACCUGCACUUAGGAAUAACAGCUACGUAGCAGCAGGCGAGCCUAAACAAGGACAAUUGCCCAGUUCUUCCAACAUGAUUUAUUCAAAUAGUAUGGGAUCAUCUGAAGAUUUGCUCUCUGACAAAUCAAGUAUAGCUUCAGAUGCAGGAGAAUUGUCAUUUUCUACCAGCUCAUCCAUGCAAAGCAAGAGAACUCUUCCUACUCCCACCAAGUUGGAAAUGAAGACAAGACAACUGAAACCUCCUAAUAAUGUUCAUAUGCGAAGAAAUACUUCAUCUUCCUCCUCGUCCUCUAUUUCCAGCAUGAAUUCAAGUUUGAAUUCAAGUCUGUCAACUUCUCCUAAAAGAGGAAAUGUCAAAACAUGUGUUACAAAAGCUCCUGCAGACAUCUCUAGGCGCUCUUCUGUAACAAGCAAGAUUUCCAUAGUUAAACCUAUGAAAGGAUUUUCAAUGAAUGCUGCCCACUCUGAUGCAUCUGGAAAACAACUCACACCCAGAUGUGCUAAAGAAAAUCCUGUGAAUAUACCCAAGUAUAAAGCUACCCUGACAUCUGAAAGUGCAAGCAGUAAUCUGCGGAAAGGUUCAGAUUCUAAUCUUCAGAAAUUACUACCGAAAAACACAUUAGGAAAUGCAAGUACAAGUUCAAGUCUUAAACUAAACUCUAAACCAGCAGCUCCAAACUUAAAGCGAGAAAAUGAAGCCACCAGAGUAUUGCAAUCAAACCCAGUAUUAUCUGGUAGCAAUAUUGAAAGCAAUAUUGCAGUUUCCACACCUGUCAAACAAUUAGGAAGAACUGUAUUAAAAUCCUGCUCUGCUGUGAAGCCUUCUUUACGGACUCCAGACAGAAGGCAUUCUACAUUGCCCAUGUCUGUUGGUCGAUAUACCUCAGGAAUUCCAACACCGACUCCCAAAACAGUGCCCAGAAAAAUGACAUCUCCUAAUAGUUUAGCUCUUCGUCACAUCUCCAGUGUGUCUUCUAAAAAGACUAUAGGAAUGAGUUCUAGGGGUUUGACUAAGAACAAGGCAUGGAUGUCUUCAAGCCCAUCUUCAACAGAAGGAGACUUAUCUCCACCACAAGUUAUACCUAUUGCACUUGCUUUUUCACCAGAUAAACCUUUUAUCGAAAUAGCAGAAGACAUUACUAAAAAAGGGAAAACAACAGAAGUAAUACUAGCUAAGAAGGACUUGUUGAUAGAAUUUGAAACAGUUAAAACACCAGUUGCCAUGCAGGAGUAUGAAAACAAACCUCUAAUUGAUCUUUUUAACACUCCUGAAAUAACUAAAGCCCCUCCAUUGAAACCUNUAAUCAAAACAUGUGUUACAAAAGCUCCUGCAGACAUCUCUAGGCGCUCUUCUGUAACAAGCAAGAUUUCCAUAGUUAAACCUAUGAAAGGAUUUUCAGUGAAUGCUGCCCACUCUGAUGCAUCUGGAAAACAACUCACACCCAGAUGUGCUAAAGGAAAUCCUGUGAAUAUACCCAAGUAUAAAGCUACCCUGACAUCUGAAAGUGCAAGCAGUAAUCUGCAGAAAGGUUCAGAUUCUAAUCUUCAGAAAUUACUACCAAAAAACACAUUAGGAAAUGCAAGUACAAGUUCAAGUCUUAAACUAAACUCUAAACCAGCAGCUCCAAACUUAAAGCGAGAAAAUGAAGCCACCAGAGUAUUGCAAUCAAACCCAGUAUUAUCUGGUAGCAAUAUUGAAAGCAAUAUUGCAGUUUCCACACCUGUCAAACAAUUAGGAAGAACUGUAUUAAAAUCCUGUUCUGCUGUGAAGCCUUCUUUACGGACUCCAGAUAGAAGGCAUUCUACAUUGCCCAUGUCUGUUGGUCGAUAUACCUCAGGAAUUCCAACACCGACUCCCAAAACAGUGCCCAGAAAAAUGACAUCUCCUAAUAGUUUAGCUCUUCGUCACAUCUCCAGUGUGUCUUCUAAAAAGACUAUAGGAAUGAGUUCUAGGGGUUUGACUAAGAACAAGACAUGGAUGUCUUCAAGCCCAUCUUCAACAGAAGGAGACUUAUCUCCACCACAAGUUAUACCUAUUGCACUUGCGUUUUCACCAGAUAAACCUUUUAUCGAAAUAGCAGAAGACAUUACUAAAAAAGGGAAAACAACAGAAGUAAUACUAGCUAAGAAGGACUUGUUGAUAGAAUUUGAAACAGUUAAAACACCAGUUGCCAUGCAGGAGUAUGAAAACAAACCUCUAAUUGAUCUUUUUAACACUCCUGAAAUAACUAAAGCCCCUCCAUUGAAACCUACAGGACAGCUAAUAGAUCUGAACUCUCCUUUGAUGAAACUAAGUCCGGAAGAAAAUAAAGAAAAUUCACCUCUUCUGAAAUUCUGA
Messenger RNA from Protobothrops mucrosquamatus (brown spotted pit viper), 3125 nucleotides. RefSeq names its product G2 and S-phase expressed 1 (gene GTSE1). Gene Ontology annotation, molecular function: microtubule binding. Bases 90 to 3125 code for a protein of 1011 amino acids. Gene Ontology annotation, cellular component: microtubule cytoskeleton; cytoplasmic microtubule. NCBI's taxonomy places the organism in Eukaryota, Metazoa, Chordata, Lepidosauria, Squamata, Viperidae. The record is from RefSeq and is a predicted model, not a curated record. The transcript is spliced from 17 exons.